AUGACAUCUACCACCGAUAAUCUGAAUGACUUAUUUCCGUUGUUUGACGAAGGAACUGGGUACGGCAUUGUGAUUGGUUUAGGAGGAGCCUUUGCUGCCUUUAUGUCUUUAUUAUCGUUUUUCUUAAAGAAGUAUUUCCAGGAGGUUCAGGAUUCAGAAAUGUAUUUAACAGCGAAAAGGUCAGUCAAAGCAGGACUUAUCGCGAGCUCGGUUGUUUCUUCGUGGACUUUAUCAGCUACAUUGUUAACUUCAUCGACAUUCACAUACUUAUACGGAGUGUCUGCUGCUUUCUGGUAUAGUGCAGGAUGCUGCUGCCAAAUUUUUUUCUUUUCAAUUGCAGCAAUAGAAUUGAAAGCAAAAGCACCAAAUGCUCACACAUUCUUGGAAGUAGUCAAAGCAAGAUAUGGCCCUUGGGGUCAUCUAAUUUUAUCGUUUUAUUCUUUGAUUUACCAAUAUUUUAUCUCUGUUAAUCUCUUGGUUGGUGCUGCUCAAAUUUUUGGGGUUGUUACAGGCAUGUCGCAAGAGGCAACUUGCUUCCUUUUUCCGAUAGGCGUGGCCAUAUAUACACUCUUCGGUGGCUUGAAAGCAACUUUCUUAACAGAAUGGGUUCACACGUCUAUCAUAUAUAUUAUAACUUUGAUUUCUCUAUUUGUGUUGUACGCAACGGGGAACGUUGGAGGGUCACCUGGAAAAAUUUAUGAUUUGCUAGUGGAAGCAGCUGAAAAGGCUCCUGUUGAUCAAAACGCUGGUGGUUCAUAUCUAACAAUGAGAAGUGUUAUGGGAGGUAUGGUUGGUCUAAUCUUUUUGGGGGGUGGGUUUUCAGCGACUGUUGAUUCUCAACUAUUUCAAAAAGCUAUCGCAGCUCACCCUAAAUCAACGUAUUUAGGUUACACCCUUGGAGGUUUAUGCUGGUUCACAAUCCCAUUUUGUUUAUCGAUAACAUAUGGACUAGGGACUAGAGCCUUGGAGCUAACGGCUUCUUUUCCCACAUACCCAGAACCAUUAAGUGAGGAUCAGAUUAAUGACUCACUUGUCAUGCCGUUUCUUGCUUAUACUAUCAUGGGAAAGGGUGGGGUUGUGGCUAUUCUCUUGGCUUUAUUUCAGGCUGUUACAAGUGCCCUAAGUUCUGAAACUGUUGCUGUCACUUCAUUAAUCACUUAUGAUAUAUACAGAGGCUAUAUCAAUCCCAAAGCUACUGGAAAACAAUUGAUAAUCGUUUCGCAUAUUUUGGUUGUCACCUUCCUAAUUAUCGUUGCUUCUACAGCAAUUGGCUUUUGCCAUGCUGGGUUUUCAGUUUCAUUUAUCGUUACUGCAAUUGGUAUUUUAAUUGAUGGUGCUGUAAUACCCUCUGCGUGUACCUUGUUUUGGAAAAAACAGUCAAAGUAUGCUGUUGCAUUGGUUCCCAUAAUUUCUUCUGCAGCUUCUAUUAGUACUUGGAUAGGAGUGGCUUAUCAUAGGUCAGGUUUCGUUACUAUUGACUCUUUGAGCGAUUUUUAUCCCACGGUUGCUGGAAACAUGUUGGCUCUUACAGCCCCAAUCAUCUUGACUCCUUUAAUCACUUUUAUCAAACCAGAAAACUAUAACUUUGAGCUUUUAAAAAAUUUGAAGCAAGUUGACGAUUCAGGGUUUAGCGAAGGCAACUCUGAAAUAAAAUCAAAUCAAGAAGAACAAGAGAUUGAGAACAUAGAAUUUACAAAAGUAUUGAAGCAAAGAAGAAACUGGGCACUUGCUUCAUCGUGUUUUAUUGUCAUUUCUCUUUGUAUUCUCUGGCCAAUUCCUAUGUAUGGCUCAAGCUACAUUUUUUCUAAAGCUUUCUUCACUGGUUGGGUUGCUAUUACAUUUAUAUUUGCUUUCAUGGCGGGUGGUACAAUCAUCUUAUUUCCUAUAAUCGAAUCAAGAAGAGAAGUGUUUUUGUUUUUUAAAUUUAUUCUCAGAGAUUUGACGGGAAAGAAACUGAUUCCUGAUAUUAGCAGUGAGGUUUCUUCACACAUUGAACGAAAAGUUGAUGUAAUUAACAAGGUAGAGAGUUAUGACUCUUUAAGAGACCACGUAUAA
Molecule: messenger RNA, 2055 nt
Organism: Priceomyces carsonii
Lineage: Eukaryota; Fungi; Ascomycota; Pichiomycetes; Serinales; Debaryomycetaceae
Product: sodium:solute symporter family protein
Exons: 1
Coding region: 1-2055 (684 amino acids)
Biological process (GO): putrescine transport; spermidine transport; urea transmembrane transport
Cellular component (GO): plasma membrane
Molecular function (GO): urea transmembrane transporter activity; putrescine transmembrane transporter activity; spermidine transmembrane transporter activity
Source: RefSeq, a predicted model, not a curated record